Caenorhabditis remanei is the source of this 1374-nucleotide messenger RNA. RefSeq lists its product as uncharacterized. NCBI's taxonomy places the organism in Eukaryota, Metazoa, Nematoda, Chromadorea, Rhabditida, Rhabditidae. The transcript has 7 exons. Gene Ontology annotation, molecular function: 6-phosphofructo-2-kinase activity; ATP binding; fructose-2,6-bisphosphate 2-phosphatase activity. Gene Ontology annotation, biological process: fructose metabolic process; fructose 2,6-bisphosphate metabolic process. The record is from RefSeq and is a predicted model, not a curated record. Gene Ontology annotation, cellular component: cytosol. Bases 1 to 1374 code for a protein of 457 amino acids.
AUGUUGCAGGAGGAAAUCGAAAUGCCAGGACCGGCUGGCGUACCGCAACGCAAAAUGACGUAUUUUGUGCCGAAGAGCGACAAUUCGAACGAACAGGUUCGAGUGCCCAAUGUCAUAGCGUUGGUUGGUUUGCCGGCGCGUGGAAAGACGUAUAUCUCGCAUAAAUUGUGUCGGUAUCUCAAUUGGAUUGGCAUUAAGACUAAAGCCUUCAACGUUGGUGAAUACAGAAGAAGAGCGUGUAAUCUCGAAGAGGAGGGAGAGAACGAGUUUUUCUCACCAAACAAUGCAAGAGGACAGAAGAUUCGAGAUGAAUGCGCACGAUUGGCCAUCGAGGAUAUGGGAAAGUAUUUGGACAAUAAGGAGGGAGAAGUGGCGAUUCUCGACGCGACGAAUACGACGAGAGACCGUCGGAAGUUGUUGAUGGAAUUCUGUAAGAAUCUGAUGCACGAACCGCCGUUCCGCGUGUUUUUCGUCGAAUCCGUGUGCGAUGAUCCGGUGAUUAUCAACUCGAAUAUUACGGAAGUGAAAAUCAACUCACCGGAUUACAAAGGCAUCAUGUCACAAGAGGAAGCGAAAGAGGACUUUUUGAAACGUAUCGAAAACUACCGUAUGCAAUAUGAGCCACUCGACGAGGAGUACGACGAAGAGCUCAGCUACAUUAAAGUGAUCAAUGCGGGCAAAUCGUUCUACGUUCAUAAUGUGAAUGGACACGUUCAGAGUCGUGUUGUCUAUUUUCUUAUGAAUAUUCAUUUGCUCCCCAGAAGUAUCUACUUGUCGAGACACGGCGAGAGUGAAUACAACCAAAUCGGUCGCCUCGGCGGUGACUCUCCACUCAGUGCGAACGGUUUGAAAUACGCGGGAAAACUGCGUGAAUACUUUGAGAACGAGGAUUUGGACGACUUCCGUGUCUGGUCAUCCCAAAAGAUUCGUGCCGCCCAAACGGCCGCCCAUCUCAAAGAUUUGGCGGGUCACACGGAAUUCUGGAAGUGUCUUGACGAAAUCGACGCGGGAAUAUGUGAGGGUUUGACGUAUGAAGAUUUCGAGUCUCGUUACCCGAAACAAUUCGCUGAGAGGGAUAAGGACAAGUACCACUAUCGGUACCCCAGCGGGGAGUCUUAUGAGGAUUUGGUGGCUCGUUUGGAGCCGGUUAUCAUGGAGCUCGAGCGACAAUCCAAUGUGCUCGUCAUCUCUCAUCAAGCGGUGCUCCGAUGCAUUCUCGCCUAUUUUACCAAUAAGAAUCGCGACGAUUUGCCAUAUUUGAAGGUCCCACUGCACACCGUUAUCAAGUUGACACCGAAAGCGUAUUCGUGUGAAGUGGAACUCUUCAAAUUCGACAUUAACGCUGUCGACACGUAUAGAGAGAAGCCGAAGUAA